AUGGCGAUCACUACAUCUAUCAAUACUUUUUAUUCAAUUUCUCGUAAAAUUCAUCGUAGCACGAAUAAACAUGUUCUAAAGUCAAAAGUAUUAAGCAAAAGACAAAAAACUGAUUUGAAUAAUGAAUCAAACAAUUCUUCUACAAAUUCAUAUAAUUAUAAUAAGGAAAAUCAAUCUAAUUUAUCAAGUGAUACUGUAAGCCCACCUAUUACUAAACCAGUCUAUUCAUCAGAAGGUUAUAGUAAUGCUGCAGAUAAACGGUCUAAUUUAAUAACAGAAUCUAAUCAACUUUUUACUACCUUUGAAGAUAAUCAAACUAAACCUACAGAUAAACCUUCAAGAGAUAUUAGUAUGCUAAAGAGUGUUUUUACUUCCUCAAAAGUUCAUCAAGAUCCUACUACUUUAAUAGACAAUCUACAAACUAUAUCGAAUAAUCCCGUUACUUCUUCAGAUAUAAAGACAAAGAAGAGAGAUACUACUGAACAAUUUUCAAAAGCAGAUGAAAAAAUCACUGCAAUGACUGAAAAUUUUGUUGCAACGACCAACAGUGAUGCUGCAACUGCUAAGCAACAAAGCACGAUUACCAAUUGGGAUCCUAUAACUACAACAAAUCAAGCUCCCACUACUACAGAAAAUCAAGAUAUAACUACUGAUAAAGAGAUAAUUCCUGCCACUUCAGACACUAUAAUCACUACUGAAAAACCUACAACCACUGAGGAGCCUAAAACUACUGAAAAACCUACAACUACUGAGGAGCCUAAAACUACCGAAAAGCCUGCAACUACUGAAAAGCCUACAACUACUGAAGAGCCUACAACUACUGAAGAGCCUACAACUACUGAAAAGCCUGCAACUACCGAGAAGCCUGCAACUACCGAAAAGCCUGCAACUACUGAGGAGCCUACAACUACUAAAGAAACUACUACUACGACUACAACUGUGGAUCAUACAACUACUGAAAAACCAACAACUACCGAGAAGCCUACAACUACAGAAAAGCCCUCAACUUCUACUACCACCACCACUACUACUACCACCACUACUACCACCACCACCACCACCACCACCACUACUACUACUACUACUAGCCGUUCAAUUAUAGCUUCUAGUUCUUCCUCUAUUGUAUCUUCUACUACUCUCUCAUCAUCAGUUGCUAGUCAAAGUCUUAUUUUCCCUACUAUAAGUAGUAGUUCAUCAAAUAUUUUUGUUUCUCCUACGAGUACCCUUAUUCCUUCCUUAUCUUUAUCUAGUAGUAAUUCUUUGCCUAUAGUUUCAUCUACUAUAAGCCAAACAGGAACAACAUCUCUUAGUAUGUUACCCUUUGCUACUUCUUCCCAAGCAUCACCUACAAGUAGUCUUAAUAUUAAUAAUAAUGCUGCUAGAUCUUCUUCUACAAAUAAAGGUGCUAUUAUUGGUGGUGUUGUAGGUGGUGUUGGUGGUGCUGCAGUUUUAGAAAAUACAACCCCCUCUAAUUGGAGAAGCACAACUUCUACUGAUGCUCGUGCUUUCGUACCACCAGCUGCUGCUGCAGCAGCUGCUACUACUACUCCCACAACAAAUGUCAUGUCACCUUACACAGAUGAUUAUGGCUCACCUCAACCAGCUACUGAUGAUGGCUAUUAUUAUCCACCUGCCCCAGCUGGUACUGGUUAUCAAGAAGAUGUCGAUUAUUAUAAUAAUGCGGGUUAUUAUAACGGACAUGGUGAAGGAGUAAGCCAUGUAGGUAGUGAUCAAUAUGGUGAUCAUAUUUAUUUCAAUGAAGGAUAUGCUACAGAUGCUGCUGUUGGCGUUCCUGGCAUGGCUCUUGGUGGUGACAGCUAUAAGACAUCUAUCGCAGGCGGUGAAAAGACAUUUAUACCAUCAAUGGACGGUAAUGAUUCUCAUCAUGUCUUUAGUAAGCCUGAUGCUAGAGAAUAA
Molecule: messenger RNA, 1917 nt
Organism: Cokeromyces recurvatus
Lineage: Eukaryota; Fungi; Mucoromycota; Mucoromycetes; Mucorales; Mucoraceae
Exons: 3
Coding region: 1-1917 (638 amino acids)
Source: RefSeq, a predicted model, not a curated record